Messenger RNA from Ilex paraguariensis (yerba mate), 402 nucleotides. Lineage: Eukaryota; Viridiplantae; Streptophyta; Magnoliopsida; Aquifoliales; Aquifoliaceae. The record is from the annotation of a GenBank genome assembly.
AUGAUGAGGAAUCCAAUAUCCGACCAGCUGAGGAGGAUGCAGGAGGUUGUAAACAUGCACCAACAGAUGGAAAUGACUGAGGAGCUAAAUUGGGAUCUUCCAAAGAAUUUAAGGUACUCCCCCUUGAUGGUAUUUGAGAUUGUUCCUGCUAGGAGAUGGAAGAGUUAUCCAAGGGAUCAACCCAUUUAUGAAAGAUAUGCUAGAGUUGACGAUGUCUCUACAGAACAAGGUGGUGAUGAAGGAGGUAAUAUAGAUACAGUGGAUUCCAAAGAGGGAGACAAUACUGGUAAAACAGGCUCAGUUGAUACUUCGAGUAGUAGUUAUGAUGAGGAAUCCAAUAUCCGACCAGCUGAGGAGGAUGCAGGAGGUUGUAAACAUGCACCAACAGAUGGAAAUGACUGA